AAAGUUUCUGUAAAUAAAGGAGAAUAGGGCGCACAUCGUGAUUUGGACCAAUGUCAGAAAGUGCAGAGACGACACAACAAAAAAUGGACAGACGUAAAAAACGCACAUCGACCAACCAGUACAUGAUGUACAUUGAAAUGAUGGAAAAGGACCCCAUCUUUGCCACAGGACGCGUACCUAGAGACUAUGAUCCCAAUUAUUUGUCGAGAAAAUGGAAAGAGCUGUCGGAUAAACUGAAUGGAUGUAGUAAUGGACCGACAUUGACUUCCGAAGAGUGGCGUAAGCGUUUGAACGACUGGAAGAACACUACACGCUGUAAAUAUAGACGCAGUAUAUCGGGUGAAAAGGAUAUCACAAUGACAUCGCUGGAAAUGCGUGCUUUGGAACUCUUCGGCAAAGUGCCGGCACAAUCAGCACCCGAACAAAUUUCAAUACAUUUCAAAUCAGAAAAGGAGGAGGAGGACAUCGAUGAUAUGGAACACAUGCCGACUACGGAAACAUUCCAGAAGCAAUUGCAGGCAGCCGUCGAAGAAGCUAUUGGCGAUGAUGACGAUCACAUUGUUGAAAACGAAGCAGAGGAGCAUGAGGAAAUAGUGCCGGAGACUAACCACAAUACAACAGUGCAACAUGCCACGACUGUUACAACAGGAAUUAACCAAAAUAAUGGACAUUCGAGUGGUGGCGGUGCACCACAGCCGGGUACUACAUAUCGUACUAUUGUUGUAGAGGACUCUGCCUACCACGAGGACGACAAUACACCCGAGGAGCAAUUGGAAUUCAUAACACAUCGACGUUCAACAUGUUCCAGUUCGGGUGUACAAACGGUGGUGACAACUCCAUCGGGUACGGUGACAAAAUUGAUAAAUGGUGAUAUACCGCUGAAGAGACUACGUUCACAAAUAUCCGAUCAAAUUAUUUAUGAAGUGAAAAAGGCACCACCUUCGUCACGUCCCACAUUUACGGUAUCACAUCCACACAUACAGCAUCAUCAGACACAAACACAAAGUCAUCAUCAGCAGCAACAACAGCAGCCGCAGCAACACCAUCAUCAAACAAUCGUACAAGAGGUUCCCGCAACUUCAUCAACAUCCACACUGGCCGGUCAGUUAUUUGCAUCACAGGAUAUUCGAGAGGUAGCCCGACAACUAAAACGUCUGGCUGAUAUAAAAACAGAGAAACUCAAAUUUGAAAUUGCCCGUUACAAAUUCAACAAUCCCGGCUUCAAUUACAACUUCAAUCCCUUAUAGUAGCAUGAAACCGACAAUGGCCAUUAUAUACAAACCAAUGUCGACAUAAAUGAACCUUAUUAUUCCUAAAAAAAUCAUAUUGUAAAGU
This is a messenger RNA of Musca vetustissima, 1335 nucleotides long. RefSeq lists its product as uncharacterized. The transcript is spliced from 3 exons. NCBI's taxonomy places the organism in Eukaryota, Metazoa, Arthropoda, Insecta, Diptera, Muscidae. The record is from RefSeq and is a predicted model, not a curated record. The coding region runs from base 51 to 1247 and encodes 398 amino acids.